This is a messenger RNA of Daphnia carinata, 1641 nucleotides long. RefSeq names its product serine/threonine-protein phosphatase 5-like (gene rdgC). Lineage: Eukaryota; Metazoa; Arthropoda; Branchiopoda; Diplostraca; Daphniidae. The record is from RefSeq and is a predicted model, not a curated record. Gene Ontology annotation, cellular component: cytosol; nucleus. Gene Ontology annotation, molecular function: protein binding; protein serine/threonine phosphatase activity. The coding region runs from base 199 to 1641 and encodes 480 amino acids. The transcript is spliced from 8 exons.
UUGGUUCAGCAACUUGCCAGCUUCUGCUCCUUCAAAAACUGAAAUAUAAAUUUGAUUUCCAUUUUGGAUUUUGACACACGUGACGGAAAUUUCGGUGUUGGCGCAACUGGCAACGUUCAGGAUUCCCCCAUCCCCCAUUUCAAAGAAUCCCCAGUAGAAUUAUAUCAAUUUGUUGUUUUAUCAAAUUUGUUAGGAAAUAUGGAACAGAACACCGAUGUGGAGAAGGCCGAUACCCUUAAAGAAGAAGGAAAUGAAUUUUUUAAAAAACAAAACUACGUUAAAGCCAUAACGCUCUACACUAAUGCCAUAGAGUGCAAUCCUACCUCAGCUGUUCUGUAUGCCAACAGAAGUUUUGCCUAUUUAAGGACAGAAUGCUUCGGUUAUGCCUUAGAAGAUGCAUCAAAAGCCAUCAGCUUGGAUAAAACAUAUGUUAAAGGCUACUAUAGAAGAGCUGCAUCAUACAUGGCUUUGGGGAAAACCAAAUUGGCCCUAAAAGAUUAUGAUACUGUUUUCAAAGCCAGACCAAAUGAUAAGGAUGCAAAAUUGAAGUUUAACGAGUGCAACAAAAUUGUCAAGCAGCAGGCAUUUGAGAGGGCAAUCGCUGUUGAUACUGUAAAGAAAUCAGUGUCGGAAUCUAUCAAUACUGAUUCCAUGACUGUUGAAAGUACUUACACUGGUCCUCAUUUGGUAAAUGGAAAAGUCACAUUGGAAUUCAUGCAAGAACUCAUGGAAGCAUACAAAGAUCAAAAGAAACUCCACAGAAAAUAUGCCUUCCAAAUACUAUUAGAUGUAGCAGAGUUGUUCAAAGCUCAGCCAUCGCUUAUUGAUGUAACCAUACCUGAGGACAGCAAGUUCACAGUGUGUGGGGACAUUCAUGGGCAAUUUUAUGAUCUCAUGAACAUAUUCAAGCUCAAUGGGGCCCCGUCAACGGAAAACCCAUUCCUUUUUAAUGGCGACUUCGUUGAUCGAGGUUCCUUCUCGGUAGAGUGCAUCUUUACGUUGUUUGGAUUUAAAUUACUCUAUCCUAAUCACUUUUUCAUGGCGCGCGGUAACCACGAAAGUCAAACCAUGAACCAAAUGUAUGGAUUUGAAGGCGAAGUCAAGUCAAAAUAUUCGUCGCAAAUGGCUGAACUUUUCACGGAAGUUUACAAUUGGCUUCCGUUGUGUCAUUGCCUCAAUCAGCGAGUUCUGGUGAUGCAUGGCGGGCUUUUUUCCCGGGAUGGUAUAACCUUGGAAGACAUCCGUACAACGGAUCGUAAUCGUCAGCCACCGGAAGAAGGGAUCAUGUGCGAACUGCUAUGGUCUGAUCCUCAGCCGAUGAAAGGGCGUUCUCCUUCUAAACGAGGUGUGGGAAUCCAGUUCGGUCCAGACGUCACAGCACGAUUUUUGGAGCACAAUCACCUUGAUUACAUAAUUCGCAGUCACGAAGUCAAAGCGGAUGGCUACGAAGAAGCCCACGACGGAAAAUGCAUCACCGUUUUCUCCGCCCCCAACUAUUGUGAUACCAUGGGCAACAAAGGGGCAUUCAUUACCAUGAAUGGCAAGGAUAUGAAGCCUCACUUCACCACUUAUGAGGCCGUCCCUCAUCCGGAUGUCAAACCGAUGGCCUAUGCCAAUUCAAUGAUGAGUCUGUUCGGUUAA